Acinonyx jubatus (cheetah) is the source of this 805-nucleotide messenger RNA. RefSeq names its product EF-hand calcium binding domain 10 (gene EFCAB10). The record is from RefSeq and is a predicted model, not a curated record. The transcript has 5 exons. NCBI's taxonomy places the organism in Eukaryota, Metazoa, Chordata, Mammalia, Carnivora, Felidae. Bases 139 to 702 code for a protein of 187 amino acids. Gene Ontology annotation, molecular function: calcium ion binding.
CUCCUGGUGGUGAAGUGUAGAACUCCCUGUUCAGGUCGCCUUCAAGAGAGGCGCGUCACGUGACCGCGUCGGGCGCAGGGGGCGGGGCCGAACGGCCAGGCGCUGCCGGGUCGCCUAGCAACGGCGCCACGGAGCGCCAUGCAGGCCCGCGGCAGUAGAGAGCAGGAGGCCAGGGAUUAUUUGGAAAAACAUCGGAUUAUGGAGUUGCUGAACUAUCUCACCAGCACCCUGCUCUUUUUCCGGCCAGCAUUAUUCACAGGAGCCAAGAUAUGGAAACAGCCUAAGUGUCUGUCUACAGAUGGAUGGAUGAUGAAGAUGUGCUGUGUUUAUAGAAUGGAAUAUUAUUCAGCCGUGAGAAAGAAAGAAAUCCUGCCAUGUGCAACAUGGACGGCCCUUGAGGAUAUGCUAAAAAAACCAAGAGAGUAUUUAAUAUCUGUAUUGGAACGACUGAGAAUUGCCAAAAUGACAGGCUUGGCUUUUCCUUUCUUUAUGGAUCAUUCUAACAUUGUGUCUAUGUUUGAAAUGAUGGACACUUCGAAUAAAGGCACCAUAUCGUUCGUGCAGUACAGAGAAGCCUUAAAAACCCUGGGUCUGUUGACUGCAGAUGAAGUUUUAAAAGAUGAUGGACAUGCAGUAACUCUGGAUAAAUUCAGACGUGAAGUGGCCCCUAGGGCUGUGAAAAGAGGAAUCAACAUCCUGUAAAGCUUGAUGCCAUCAACAGUCAUUGUUAAGUUCUGAGCUUACUGUUUGAAGUAAUUUUCUGGCCUCUUGCAAUAGCGGGAGAACAGGGGGAACAGGUUCCGAG